Molecule: messenger RNA, 919 nt
Organism: Gilbertella persicaria
Lineage: Eukaryota; Fungi; Mucoromycota; Mucoromycetes; Mucorales; Choanephoraceae
Exons: 4
Coding region: 29-919 (296 amino acids)
Cellular component (GO): membrane
Molecular function (GO): serine-type endopeptidase activity
Source: RefSeq, a predicted model, not a curated record
AUUUUAUUUUCUCUUUCGCAUAAACAGAAUGAUGGCAAGUGAAAAUAUAGGCAACGCGAGCAAUAAUAAUACACUUUCAGUAUUUAUGGACCAUGUCAAACAAGUUCUUUCUACUAUACCUCCAGCUACAAAAUUCGCACUCUAUGCACCUUUUGUGAUUGGAAUUACAGACAACUUUCUGUUUCCCACCUUGAAUGUUCAUUGGUCUACUUCAGCUUGGUUUUCUUUAGACUAUGAACAAGGGCUUUUAAAGCUUCAAGUGUUUCGUUUUCUUUUAUAUCCUUUCGCGACCAUGUCUGUUUUAGAUGCAUUUAUUACCGCUCUAUGGCUUAUUCCAGAAAUGUACAAAUUAGAAAGAAAACAAGGCACACUUAAAUUCAUAUGGAUUUUGAUGUCUGUGUUCACCGUUUUGCCUGGCCUAUUGGCUGUCAUUAUCAAUAAGGCACUUUAUACUGUCUGGUCUCAAAUGUUUUAUAAUCCAAGCUGCCAUGGAAUGACAGGAUGGGUAGUAGGAUUGAUCUUUUGGUCUUAUUUGUCAGAGGAUGCAAAUGAACAAGAUAGAAUGAUUGCUGGUGCUAUUCGUAUACCACAUCAAUAUUGGCCUGCUCUUGUGUUCUUCUUUUUCGUCUUUCUUGUUCCCAGUAGUUCGAUUGUUUUAAAUAUUUUGUGUGCUGUUGCUGGCUAUUUAUGCAAGUAUAAACAUAGACAUAUCUAUAUGUGUCCUUUUCUUCUUUCAGAUGAAAAACUGGUGGAAUUAGAAGGAAAGCCUAUCCUACGCUUCCUUACACAAACUACGAAUUUUGUAUCUGUGGAUUCAGCUGGCCAUGCUUAUUUGCCCAUCUUUAAUUCUACCCAAGAAGAACCAGUCUCAACACCAAACGCCCCUUUUCAAGGCCAAGGACAUCGCUUAGGUCCUUAA